UUUUAUUUUUGACAAGCAUCAGAUGUGACAUUUGAGGUGUUUUUUUUUAUGUGGCAAUUUGACAUUCGUAUAACAAAUAUUUAUUAAAAUUUGCAAAAUGGCUCAACCUUAUGCAACGGCUGCUCCUUCUGCUCCAACUAAUCCGACAAAUUUGGUGACCCAAGUUCAACUUUCUAUUUCUUGCAAAGGCCUGAUCAACAAGGAUACUUUCUCAAAGUCUGAUCCUUUGGCCGUGGUUCACCUCUUCUCAGGAAAUCAAUGGAUUGAGGUUGGGAGGACAGAACAGAUUAAAGACAACUUGAACCCAAAUUUUGCAAAGUCCAUUAUAGUAGACUAUCAUUUUGAAGAACUGCAGAAGUUAAAGUUUUCUGUGUAUGAUAUUGAUGAUCCCAAAGAAAACUUAAGUAAAGCUGACUUCUUAGGAAAUCUUGAAACUACCCUUGGACAGCUUGUCAGUUCACAGAAGUAUUCAAAACCUUUACAAUUGCCUAAAACCACCAAUGCAGGAACAAUAACGAUUGCAGCUGAAGAGUUGGCUACAAAUCAUGAUUUGGUUGAUUUCACAUUUAGAGCAACCAAGCUAGAUAAAAAGGACUUCUUUGGUAAAUCUGAUCCUUAUUUGGAGUUUUCAAAAGCAAAGGAGGAUGGCAGUUUUGUUGUGUUCCACAGAACAGAGGUCGUUAAGAAUACGCUAAACCCGUCAUGGAAACCUUUUCAGUUGAGUGUUGUCAACCUUUGUAAUGCUGAUCUAAACAGAACAAUUAAGGUCGACUGUUACGAUUGGGACAGCGAUGGUAGCAAUGACUUUAUUGGGCAGUUUACAACAAAUCUUAAUGAAAUGGAAAAGGCUGGAAAACCGCACGAGAUUUCAUGGCCCUGCAUAAAUCCAAAAAAAAUGUCUAAGAAGAAAAACUACAAUAAUUCUGGAAUAAUAUACUUGUCAAGAUGUGAGAUUUUAAAACGUUAUUCCUUUUUGGACUUCAUCUCUGCAGGACUACAACUUAAUUUUUCUGUUGCAAUCGACUUCACUGCCUCAAAUGGUCACCCUGCACAGAAUACUUCAUUACAUUAUAUCAACCCAUAUCAACCAAACGAGUACUUGAAGGCUCUAACGGCUGUUGGACAAAUUAUACAGGACUAUGACAGGGAUAAUCUUUAUCCUUGCUAUGGAUUUGGAGCAAAGCUUCCUCCAAAUAACCAGGUAUCUCAUAUGUUUGCAUUGAACUUCAAUCCUCAAAAUCCUUAUUGCGCUGGUAUUCAGGGAAUCGUCCAAGCGUACCAGUCCUGUCUACCCAGUGUCACUCUGUAUGGUCCAACCAAUGUCUCGCCAGUAAUUAAUCACGUGGCGUCGUUUGCAAGACAAAGCGUCGCCGCUGAAGUACGUCCUAUUUCUGAACAGAGUUACCAUAUUCUACUCAUUCUCACUGAUGGUGUGAUUUCUGACAUGGACCAGACAAAAACAGCCAUCGUAGAGGCCUCUUCGCUGCCGAUGUCCAUCAUCAUUGUUGGAGUUGGAGCAGCUGAUUUUGAUAUGAUGGAAGAACUUGAUGCUGAUGACAAUCUACUAACUUCUCCGAGUGGUAAGAGAGCGCAAAGGGAUAUCGUACAGUUUGUACCAUUUAGAGAUUUUCAAAAUUCUUCACCUGCCGCCCUGGCGAAAUGUGUCCUCGCUGAGGUUCCUGAGCAAGUGACUGGAUAUUUUGGUUCAAGGCAUAUUGCGCCAACGCCGCGAAGAUAACGAAUGAUGAUAGAUAAUAAUGAAACUUCACGAGGAUGUUCAUAUAGUCAGGUAUAAUAAUGCUUGAGAACUUAGGGCUGUAAAGAUAUGAAAUUGCAUAACUGUCAGGUAUAUUGAUGGUUGAGUUAUAAUAAUACAACCGUGCAGGGUAGGUAAAAAAGCCUGGCUAGCGAGUUUGCAUGGUUAUAAUAUUGGCAUAAGAAAAUCUCCAAUAUUGUUAGGUAGCUAUUUUGAAAUUUAAUUGGCAUGUAGACUUUUUAGCACUAAACAUACUGAGUACAUCGCCGUGAAUUCGGUCAUUUUAGGGUAUGUAUGAAAUUCACAAGACAACGUACGUUAAGUUAAGCUAUCGUAAGCACUCGCACUGACCCUUCAUCGCAUUCCUGGUCAUCAUGCAGUGACAGUGAUAGUUUUGAAGAUCAUAAAAUGAACACCUUAUAUGCAUGGGAUUAUAUAUAUAUAUAUGUUUAUAUUUAUUGA
Molecule: messenger RNA, 2218 nt
Organism: Dendronephthya gigantea
Lineage: Eukaryota; Metazoa; Cnidaria; Anthozoa; Malacalcyonacea; Nephtheidae
Product: copine-3-like
Exons: 16
Coding region: 98-1738 (546 amino acids)
Biological process (GO): cellular response to calcium ion
Cellular component (GO): plasma membrane
Molecular function (GO): calcium-dependent phospholipid binding
Source: RefSeq, a predicted model, not a curated record